UGUGAGGUCAGUAGGGAAGUUACAUUUCCAUGCAGCUAAGAAUAAGAUGCUCACUGAAACCAGGUACAGGAUGAGGCCAUUGAACUUGAAAGUGCAGCACAGAGACUCCUCCACAGACAGUUGGCAGUUACCGAGUUAUGUGGCCAUUAGAAAAGUCUCAAGUGUUAACAGUAGCUUUUAGGCGGUGUCUUCUCCAAAGGGGGCAUCUAGCUCUUAACCUACUGCUGAAAGAGAAAUACCAUUGUCUAUUAAUACUACUGGAACUAAAGAUGAAUAGUGAAUUGGCCUUGAUCUGACAGUGAGUUUGACUUUGAUAGCUCAUCACUUAAAAAGGUUCUUUUAUAUUUAUGAAAAAAGCAUGACGUCAAGCCAGGGGGGGGAAUUGAUACCAAUAUUGAAGACCAAACUCGUAGGGCUUCCAAAAGAAAAAAAAAAAAAAGCCCCUUGUGCGAAUGGGUUUUUUUUUACAUGCAUAACUAAUUAGCUUAGGUUAUUAUAAGCAGGGCUGCUGUGAUAAAGUUUCCGGUGGUGUCUCAGGAUACCUUGUUUAUAGUGCCUUCUCUAUGCCCGUCAGUCUUUGAACUGGAAUUACAGAAAGUAGAGGGAGUGAAUAGUCUACCGUUUCUCUCGUUGGACUGGGGCCACCUAAAACGUUGUUAUGCUGGAAAUGCUAGAAUACAAUCACUAUCAGGUGCAGACCCACCUCGAAAACCCCACCAAGUACCACAUACAGCAAGCCCAAAGGCAGCAGGUAAAGCAGUACCUUUCUACCACUUUAGCAAAUAAACAUGCCAACCAAGUCCUGAGCUUGCCAUGUCCAAACCAGCCUGGCGACCAUGUCAUGCCACCAGUGCCGGGGAGCAGCGCACCCAACAGCCCCAUGGCUAUGCUCACACUUAACUCCAACUGUGAAAAAGAGGGAUUUUAUAAGUUUGAAGAGCAAAACAGGGCGGAAAGCGAAUGCCCAACUAUGAACACGCAUUCACGAGCGUCGUGCAUGCAGAUGGAUGAUGUAAUCGAUGACAUCAUUAGCCUAGAAUCAAGUUAUAAUGAAGAAAUCCUGGGAUUGAUGGAUCCUGCUUUGCAAAUGGCAAAUACGUUACCUGUCUCUGGAAAUUUGAUUGAUCUCUACGGUAACCAAGGCCUGCCACCCCCAGGCCUCACCAUCAGCAACUCCUGUCCAGCCAACCUUCCCAACAUAAAAAGGGAGCUCACAGCGUGUAUUUUUCCCACAGAAUCUGAAGCAAGAGCGUUGGCUAAAGAGAGGCAAAAAAAGGACAAUCACAAUUUGAUUGAACGAAGAAGACGAUUUAACAUAAAUGACCGCAUUAAAGAACUAGGUACUUUGAUUCCCAAGUCAAAUGAUCCAGACAUGCGCUGGAACAAGGGAACCAUCUUAAAAGCAUCUGUGGACUAUAUCCGAAAGUUGCAGCGAGAACAGCAGCGCGCAAAGGACCUUGAAACCCGGCAGAAGAAGCUGGAGCACGCCAACCGGCACUUGUUGCUCCGAAUACAGGAACUUGAAAUGCAGGCUCGAGCCCACGGACUUUCGCUUAUUCCAUCCACGGGCCUCUGCUCCCCCGACCUGGUGAAUCGGAUCAUCAAGCAAGAACCCACUCUCGAGAACUGCAACCAAGACCUCCUUCAGCACCACGCAGACCUACCUUGCACGACAACGCUUGAUCUCACCGACGGCACCAUCACCUUCAACAACAACCUUGGCGCGGGGACCGAGGGGAACCAAGCCUAUAGCGUCCCCACGAAAAUGGGAUCCAAACUGGAAGACAUCCUGAUGGAUGACACCCUUUCUCCCGUUGGCAUAACUGACCCGCUGCUCUCGUCAGUGUCCCCCGGAGCUUCCAAAACAAGCAGCCGAAGGAGCAGCGUGAGCAUGGAGGAAGCCGAGCACGCUUGUUAGCGGCCGUCCUGCCCUGCGCUUUCCGAAACUGCUUACUUUCUCAAUUCGUAGGUUUCCUAAUUUCCCCGAAGGGGGUUUCUUGAUAAUUUUUCCUUUAAUAUGAAAGUUUUUUUCAUGCUUUAUCAAUAGCCCAAGAUAUAUUUUAUUUUUAGAAUUUUGUGAAACAGACUUGUAUAUUCUAUUUUACAACUACAGAUGCCUCCAAAGUAUUGUACAAUGAGUGUACAGUAUCUGCGAACUGAAUUCACCCCGGACUUUAGCUUUCUGAGCAAGAGGAUUUUGCAUCAGAGAAAUUUCUGUCCAUUUUUAUUCAGGGGAAACUUGGUUUGAGAUUUUUUUUUUUUUAAAUGCCUGUGACAUCUUUGGAAAUUAAAUGUAAAGUUUAAUUGAAAGAAUGUAAAGCAACCAAAAAUUUAAAAGAAAAAAAAAAGGCAGAGAGAAAGAGAUUGAGGAAAGAAAGGAAGAAAUCCAAACUAACCAUUUUUUACUUUGUAAAUGUAUUGAUUCAUUGGUACUGCCUUAAAGAUCCAGUACCGUUUUAACAACAUUUAGCCUUUCUACUGCAAGCUAUUUAAGGCAAUACAAUAUUCUGUUAAAAAAAAAAAAAAGUGCAUCCAAUUUGAUGAGGAUUGUCUGGUUAGAAAAUAUAACUGAUCCCUUACUUAGGUGCAAGUGAAAUUGAAGGGUUAGAGAGCGAGGCCCUGACACAUGGGCCCUAAUCUUGCUGUCCUUCACUCUGUGCUCUGUUAACAGUUUUCCUCAUCAGUUAGUGUGAUUCAGUUUUCCAUAAGAUAUAUUUUAUUUUAAAAGGAAAUGAGUGUCCUCUCAAAAUAUUGAGGAGCACUGAAAGUUGUCCUUUUUAAAAUUUUUUUCCUCUCUCUCUCCCAUUUCACUUUUGAUAAAGAAAACCAAACUGGGCACAUUUCUAAUUGGCUUUCCUAUUUUUAUUUUUAAAUUAUGUUUUACUGUUCAUUUGAUUUGUACAGAUUCUUUAUUAUCAUUGUUCUUUUCAGUAUGUUUGUAUUAAUUUGUAAGAAUAUGCAUCUUAAAAUGGCAAGUUUUCAAUAUUUUUACAACUCACUGGUGGUUUUCCGCAUUCUUUGUACCCACGUGAAAGAAAACUUUUAUGCAAGGUCUUGUGUUUAAAGAGAGCUUUGCGAAUAUUUUGUAUAUUACCGUCUCACUUGGAACUGUUUUUUUCCACACGUUUAAGGUGUAGUAUUAAUAGGCAAAAACUGGCUUUCUAGAGAAAAUAAACUUACAUAUUUAUUUUUAGUGAUAUAAAAGUAGCAAUAUUCUUGGGAGAAUGAUCACCAUAGCGUUGAUACGCCCAUAAUGGUCAUUUAAAUUGGGGUUUAUUUCAGCAAACAGCUGCUGAAUUUUUGGAAGGAGAGAAAUAACUGUAUUGGCAAAUUACUGUUACUGGGUAGCAGUGUUUCAACAAGCAGCAAAGUUGUAAGUUAGUUUCAGUGCAUUAUCUACUUGUGUGGUCCUUUGCAAUAACAGUAGUGUUACAUGUAAUCUAUCUGGCCUACGUGUUUUAUACAGCUGACAUAUGGUGUUAAGAGCCAGGCUGUUGAAUGGAAUUUCUCAGUAGCAGCCUACAAUUGAAUAGCAAGUGGCAUAAAGCAUAUCCAUUCAGAAUGAAGUGCCUUAAAUAUAGCAGUAGUCUUUUUUGGACUAGCACUGACUGAACCGUAAUAUAGGAGACAGUUUCAAGAUGGUAUUUUUCAUAUUAAAUAUAUUUUAGUGACAGAGUGCCAACUUUUUUCAUCAGGAAAUCUUAUUCAGAAGGUUUUUUUUUUUUUUUAAAGAAAAUGAGUUUAAAUGUCAAAUACGAAUUGGCGGAUGGGUAUUGGAGGGUUCAAAGAGAAGGUGUGAUUGUCAGGUGUAUGAAUGGAUGGCUUCCCUGAAAAUAAUCAACUGCACAGUUCCCAUGCACGUCGGGCAAUGAGAAUCCUUGGAAACAUUGAUGAUGCGAUCAGUUUUAUAGCUUUAUUACCGAAGGGGGUAGGGAAAAUUAAUUCCCAUUCUUUCAAUCCCCUUAAUUGUAUAGCUCUUUUCCUAGAAUAGUGAUGCAAAUCUGCAUGAACAGCUAACUGUACCAUAGUGUUCACUGAUACAAUCAUAGCAUUGUCUAUUUUUCUCUUCAUAUUUAUAUGGGGGGAGGGGAGCUGGGUGCAGAAGUCAAAGAUCGCUACGGUAUGAUAUUUGUUUUCUUUAGCUGAUGGUGAGGGUUCUUGAAAACGGAGCAAGGUUGACGAGCCCCUGGCCCAGGGAAUAUGGCCAGGGCUAAGUGACCUUACACAAAGCUCUGUUAGAGGAAGCAUGGCAUCUCAUACCACUGUCCUGACUUUCGCAACUCCUGAGCUCACUGCCACCUGCUUCCCCAUCCCCUUCUUCUUAAAAGUCAAUUUCUCGGAGUGGCGGGUGAAGAAGCCCAGGAGAAUGCUGCAGCCUCGGGGGGUGGUUUUAUUUAUUUCUUUUUUGCCAAAUUGAGUGUGGAUUUGUUUUAGGGACUAGUUAAGCCAAGAAGCGGUGGUUUGGGGUCGUCGUUUGUGACCGCGAGAGAAUGAUCCACACCACUCCCCCCAUCCCUGAGAGCACACUUGUGACUCGGGGUCGGGCCUCCGUAUGGAGUGACCAAAAUGCCAAACUUGUCCACCUGCCUCCGGGUAAGGCCAUGGAAAUACCAAACCCUUUGACUUUGCCAAAAACCCUUACAACCAACCUGGUCAUACACAGGAUGACAAAGUUCUUUCUGGUUGUUUUUAAAUAAUAAAGCAAUAAGAACAAAUAAAAUACAUAGGAAGUUAAGAGAUAUAAAAUAAAGCACAAAGGAAUGCACUUAUUAAUAUUUUUUAAAAAUGCACUGGGGAAAAGUUGGUGUUGAUAGCAGUAUAUUAAAAGACCCUAUUUCUUGAAAAAAAAAAAAAAAGACAAAUGACUGUCUCUUGCGGACGCUUGGUACUGUAAUGUUAAUAAUAUAGUCCCCUGCUGUUGGACGCAGCAAUCAUUUCUGUAUGGUCCAUAGCACUGUAUAUUAUGGAUCGAUAUUAAUGUAUCCAAUGAAACAAUUGAACUGUUGUUCUUGAUAGCCUCAUUAAAGCAUUUGGUUUUUCA
Messenger RNA from Neogale vison (American mink), 5041 nucleotides. RefSeq names its product melanocyte inducing transcription factor (gene MITF). The record is from RefSeq and is a predicted model, not a curated record. Gene Ontology annotation, cellular component: nucleus. The transcript has 9 exons. The coding region runs from base 659 to 1918 and encodes 419 amino acids. Lineage: Eukaryota; Metazoa; Chordata; Mammalia; Carnivora; Mustelidae. Gene Ontology annotation, biological process: regulation of transcription by RNA polymerase II; melanocyte differentiation. Gene Ontology annotation, molecular function: DNA-binding transcription factor activity, RNA polymerase II-specific; RNA polymerase II cis-regulatory region sequence-specific DNA binding; protein dimerization activity.